UUUUACAGUUGACCCUGCAGCAGCUACGUUCUGCCCAGUUGUUUCAGCAAUGCCUCCUGUCCUUUGAAUAGCCCGCUAUUCCAUCUGUGGAUUAAAGCUCGUCGACAGGACCGUUGGACUUGACAGCUGAAACUUUCUGCACACUACAACUCCAGUCUUCUCUACAAGUCUGAGCGAACGAUUGUGGCAAAAUGACAUCUGUGGCCCUGAAUGUUCCACUGAAAAUGGACACAAAGGACCUCCAGAUCAAAACCUUAACAGUGGAAAGAUUGAUUCAGCCUUUGAUAUUGCAGGUCACAACUUUAGUUAACUGCGUCAGAGAUCCUUCAAAGAAGAAAAAGGGACGAUCAAAGAGAGCUAGUGUACUUCUGGCAUCAGUGGAGGAAGCCACAAAUAACCUGAUUGAAAAGGGGGAUCAGAUUGCCAAGGACACCACUUAUCUGAAGAUGGAACUUACUGAAGCAGUUCAGGAUGUACGUAGAGAAGGUGAAACGAUGAGAGUUACGUCAAAAGAAUUCACAGAUAACCCCUGUGCCUUAGCAAAGCGAGAAGGCAUGGUUGAUGCCGCGCGAGGUCUCCUUGCUGCAGUGACCCGACUUCUGAUUCUGGCAGACAUUCUUGAUGUUGUGCAUCUCCUGCAGCACCUCACGGCUGUCCAGAAUUCAUUUGCAUUGUUGACAAAGGUGUCAAAUGAAGAUGACCUGAACAACGCGUACCGAACGUUUGCGCAGGACUUAACCAAAUUAGACUUCCUGACUCAGAAACGCCAACAGGACCUCAAGUCACCCAGUGAGCGUGAAGGUCUGGCAGCUGCCCGUGCUUGCUUGAAGCAGACCUCUCCCUUGUUAUAUUCUUCAUUCAUGGCCUACUUGCAACAUCCUAACAUCACUGCGCUUCAGGCAGGGCGGGAGUCUGUCCAUGGUGAGAUACAAGAGGCCUUUGCUGUCAUCUCUGACGCUGUGCAGGGAAUUGGAUGCCCAAUGUCCAAGUCCAUAACGGCUGUUCCAUCUCUCGCUGGUGCCAUUGAUGAAUUUGAGAAUGCCAUAGUCAUUGACCCCCUUGCAGUCCAUGAAGACAAACUAAGGCCUUUGCUGGAGAAGAGACUGGAAGGUAUUGUCAGUGAAGCUGCUUGGAUGGCAGACUCUUCCUGCACACGUGACCAUCACCGUGAGCACAUAAUAACAGAGUGCAACGCAGUGCGCCAGGCACUUCAAUCCCUACUGUUGGAAUAUAUGAGUAACGCUGGUUAUAAAGAACGAAGUGAUGCUGUGAACUCUGCCAUUGAAAACAUGUGCGAGAAGACGAGGCAACUUCGCAGACAGCUGCACAAGGCAAUAAUCGACCACGUGUCGGACUCUUUCCUGGACACCACCGUCCCUCUCCUGGUCCUGAUUGAAGCUGCAAAAAGUGGGAAUGAAAAGGAUAUCAAUGAAUAUGUGGCUAUAUUCAGAGAGCACGCCAGUAAACUGGUGGAGGUGGCCAAUCUUGCUUGUUCAAUGUCAACCAACAAAGAAGGAAUCAAUAUUAUUCAACUGGCAGGGCACCACAUUGAGGCCAUGUGUCCUCAGGUCAUCAAUGCUGCACUGGCACUUGCUUCCUCCCCAAAAAGCCAAAGUAUCGCAAGUAACAUGGAAAUGUACAAGAAGGCCUGGGAGAACCACAUCCGCCUCUUGACCGAAGCAGUGGACGACAUUACCAGCAUCGAUGAGUUUCUCACCAUCUCUGAAAGCCACAUUCUAGAAGAUGUGAAUAACUGCAUCAUCUCUUUGAGGGGGAGCAACGCAGAGACCCUGGACCGUGUGGCCGGAGCAAUUCAAGGACGAGCUGCUCGAGUUGCUCACGUUGUCAGCUGCGAGAUGGAAAAUUAUGAGUCUGGGAUCUACACGGAAAAAGUGAUGAAAUUAGUCCAGGAUUUGGAAGGAUUUGCUGUUGCGGAGUUUGUUACACAAGUGAACGCAGCUCUGGAAAGGAUCAGCAUCGGCUCCGCGACCCAGUUUGACGACAGCGACUUCGUGGAAGCCUCCAGGAAGGUCUACGAUGCAGUUCACGACAUCCGAUGUGCUGUUCUGAUGAUCAGGACACCUGAAGAGCUUGAAGAUAUGUCUGACCUUGAGGAUGGUCACGAUGCCUUAAGUCACACCAGUGUGCAGACAGAGGGAAAAUCUGAUAGGGCUAAAAUGACUGAACUACCUGAAGAGGAAAAGGCUAAAAUUGCCGAGCAGGUUGCAGAUUUCAAGAAGGUUAAGGGCAGGCUGGAUGCUGAGAUUGAGAUUUGGGACGAGACCAGCAAUGACAUCAUUGUACUUGCCAAGAAGAUGUGCAUGAUCAUGAUGGAGAUGACUGACUUCACCAGAGGAAGAGGCCCCCUGAAAAAUACAUCCGAUGUCAUCAAUGCGGCCAAAACAAUUUCCGAUUCUGGCAACAGGAUGGAUGCAUUGGUGCGCCAGAUCGCAAACCAGUGCCAAGAUCCAUCUUGUAAACAAGACUUGUUAGCGUACCUAGAGCAAAUCAAGCUCUAUUCUCACCAGCUCAAGAUUUGCAGCAAAGUCAAAGCUGAAAUCCAGAAUCUGAGUGAAGAGCUCAUUGUUUCUGCGUUGGACAGUAUUACCUCCCUCAUCUUGUCAGCCAAGAACCUGAUGAAUACAGUGGUAGACACGGUGAAGAUGUCCUACAUUGCAUCGAUCAAGAUCGUCAGGCUGCAGAGCCCCUCGGCUGCACUUCACUCAGUCGUCAUGUGGAGAAUGAAGGUUCCCGAAAAGAAGCCCUUGAUCAAGCGGGAGAAUCCCAAGGACCUGUCAGCGGUGGUGCGGAGGGGCUCCACCAAGAAAAAAGUCCACCCUGUCAAAGUUAUGAGCGAGUUCAGAGGAAGAAACGCUCCCUAAAUCCAACAUGUACACUGCUUUUGCUCAAUCACAGGGUGAAUUGCUUGUGGACGUGUGUUGUUGAAGCUGCAUCGAGCCUGCAAAUUAGGAAUGUAGGAAUAAAUAGUCAAUAAAAGACCAUGCCUGCCUAGUUUACCCUCAACCACCCUGAUAGCGAUGAUUAAUGGUGAUAGAGUUUAGUUUAGAUUAGAAAUCCAGCGCGGAAACAGGCCCUUCGGCCCACCAGGUCCAUGCCGGCCAAUGAUCCCCGCACAUUAACACCAUCCUACACACACACACUAGAGACAAUAUUUACAUUAACCAAGCCAAUUUACCUACAAGCCUGUACAUCUUUGGGGUUCUUGGUGCUUGGUCCUCCAAAAUAUUCCAAAUGGAAUUUAAACUGGAGGUGGUCUUUUACAUUGGUGAGUUGCUGAGUGAUUAUAGUGAUCGACCCCUACCAGUAACUCUUCAACGCAUCCAGUCAGGAAGUGAGACAGUCCUAGGGACAUAGAAAACUUGUGGAAUCAGAGGUCCACGUUCCUUGUUUCCGCCCUUACCAAGUGUCAUGUAUCAAGUAGGCAACAGGGCAAGUCCAUUCAUAAUGUAACACAUUACAGGGCAAUAAACCAUCACUGUUUAAUGUGCAGACAGUAGCUGAGAGGAAGAUGAGCAGAAGGUAGAACUCCAUAUAAUUGGAUGUGCAGAGAAUGGGCAGUAUCACUGGGCAUAUCUUAAACCAGCCCCUUACAUAGUCAAACAGGAACCGGUCUAAUGUGGCAAACAUGCACAUCUUGCUACGCUGUAUUUGAUUGAUAGUUUCCUUACAUGAAGAGCUGGAUUCUGCAUCCCUUCUGUUUAAAGAAAAAAAUGGCCAAACAUAUACUGUAAUGUACCAUGACCUGCAUAGAAUUACAUAGAAAUAGCACCAAGGAAAUCGCAGAUCCAUCCAGAGAGGGUUUUAUUCAACAUGAACACCUUCUAGCCCAGGUCAUCUAACUGCAUGAAUAUAUAUUCUUUCUUCUCCUUGCCUUUAUCUAAUUUCUAUGUUAUCUUGAUUAGUACAGGUGUACUAUUCAUACUAUUAGUACCAUAAGUACUAUUUUUGAUUACUACAGGCGUCAGAGGUUAUGGGGAGAAGGCAGGAGAAUGGGGGUUAGGAGAGAUAGAUCAGCCACAAAUGAAUGGCAGAGUAGACUUGAUGGGCCAAAUGGUCUAAUUCUACUCCUAUUUCUUAUGACCUUAUGAUCAAUGCCUUUCACUUCGAAGGCUCCAUACAGUAAAGAUGUUUCUCAUGAAUUCCAUAUUUGAUUAAUUGGCAACUAUCAUUUUUAGUUAUGUUCCUUUUUGUCUCACCUACUAGAGCAUGCAUCUUAUUUAUUUCCACAUAACGAGUUCCUUCCUAUAAACAUUUUUCUCAGGUCAUUCCUUGACCUUUUCUAUCCUGGACGAGGCCCCAGCAUGAUAGUUAUAACCUGAUCCUUACUUUCAAGAGUCAAGAGCGUUUAAUUGCCAUAUGUACCGAAAAUACAAUUUGUACUUGCAGCUGAAUAACAUGUCCAUAAGCACAGGACACAUGGAUGACGCAAUAAACAAAGAAAAAUCAAUAUUAAAAAAAAAACAAUAUUACAGUAAAACAAAAGCCCAAAGUGCCUAGUGUAACAGCAGCUGACAGCAUGAAUGGCAGUAUCCACUCGGUGUUAAACCAAUUCUACACUGAUAUUAUGUGCCCAGAAUAGUCUCAUGCUGGAGGUAACUUUUAUUCAGUGGUGAGGCCAGGCUUUCUACAUAUUGAAAAAAAGCCUACUGUUGGAUAAACGAUGCAUCUGCCUGCUUUAGACAUUAGUUCCUUUUGACAAUGGAGAUCCUAUAUUAUUAACCAGAUUCCAAUGACUGCUUUAGAAUAGGUCUGGUCUGAACUUAGUCAGGGGACUGUAUAAUUCUGGUCAAAGGUACAACCCUAUGUUUUGCCACAUGUCAGGGAAGUGAAAAGGCACGAGAAUGAGCAAGAUCUUGCUGGAUUGAGUUGCACCUCGCACUCUGUGCCUUGUACCAUCCUCUAAAUGCUUCCUAAUCCACACUUUAGUUGAAGAUGCUGCCUCAGUGCCCCGACCCUCCUGCCACAUGAGGCAGUCCAGGAAUGGAGAUCAGGCUUCAGGUGACAGGUCCAAGGGCCCACCCUCAGACCACUGUCAAAGUUAUUGAAUUACAGUUUGAAAGGACUAAAUAGGAUAGAGAAUAAAAUGACUAAUAUUAAAUAUAUAUAAAAUAUUAAACCGUUAAACCUGAUAAACUAAAGUUGCUUAAAAAAACAUUUAACCCAUAUAAACUAAAUUGAAAACUUACAGUCACAUAAAGUCAAAUGUGAAAGCCAAAAAAACAACUCACACAUACUUUUCCAAUUCAGGUUGAACCUAUUUUAAUGAAUGGGACUGUAUUAACUGUGGCUUGGGUAUCAUGGCUGGGGUAUAAUGGAGGAUCCAGAUAAGAUGAGUCUCCAGUUACUCAUCUCAGCAUGACCAAGCUCACUGCUGGACAGAGAUUAGCAGCAGCAACAAUUUGAAAUGCUAGACACAAAAUGGUGGAGUAACUCAGAGGGUCAGGCAGCAUCUCUGGAGAAAAGGAAUAGGUGAUGUUUCGGGGUCGAGACCCUUCUUCAGACUAGGUCCAUCUUCCGUGUAAACCAGCAUCUGCAAUUCCUUCCUGUACAAUUUGAAAAAUUAAAUCUUUUUGAUAUUAAUUUUUUUUUUAAUUGAAAUAAUCCUCAUCCUUAUGUCCUUAAUUCACCAGAGAAAUCACUUACACCAAUAAAGCCUUGAAUGAUGAACACUGUUGCCAAAGGCAUGUGAAGGACAUAUUUUGAAAUUCUGCAUAUGACUUUAUACACCUUUCUGCAUCUUUAUUUGCCCGUUUAUUUGGGUAGAUUCAGCACAUAUUGUAAGCAUUUGAAUUCCUUUUUCUGAGAUCCUCAUCACUGAAGCUCCCAACUUUUUUAAGUUACUUCCGUAAUGUUUUCGCACUCAGUGCCAGCAGCAACAUCUCAACAGCAUGAGACAAACACAUCUUAUUAUGUAACAUAACAAUAAAGCAGGACGCCGACUCUGUCAUAAUUGGAUUAUCGAAAAUAAACCCAAAUCUGAAGCAAUCCCAGCAUCUUUACUGGAGUAAUUUUGCACAAAUGGAUCCUGCGUAAAACUACCUCAAGGUGUAAUACUGAGUUGCCCAGAUAAUGUACAAAUGACAGAAUAUAUCAAUGUUGCUGACAGUUUAAAGGUCGGAAUCCAAUCUGGUCAUUAUCUUUUCAUUAAACAUGUAUAUUGCUCCAUUUAAUUUAUUCCGAGAACUGAAUCAUGCAGAAUGAAUGAUCUGCAUGGCAGAUACUGCACAGUGUUGCUCAUCUAUGAAUCCUCUCUUCAAAAUAUGAGAUCAUUUAUAAAAUAUAAAGAAUAUAUUUGGCAUUGUUGGUGAUAACUGUUCCAAAUGUAUACAUUACAGAGCUUGGAAAUUUGCCUGUUGCAAAGUUAAUAUAUUAAUGAGAUGUAUUUUAUUCCCUAAAUGACACUGGCUUAAAGACUAAGUUUGAAUGAACAAAAUUUAUUGCUAGCUUUGUGCGCAAAUUUCUUGACUUCCAAAAACGAAGAGCUAUAAAACAAUAGUGCUGAAAGUUGAUAGCUUUGCAAAAAUUUGACAGAAUGUUAAAAUGAAAUUACCACAAAUUAAAGUGGAAGAAUAAUAUGGACUUGGCAGUGCAAUAAUUUUACUAUAAAUUCAACCUUUGCUUUCAAUUCCUUAGCAGUCCUCAAGAGUUAAUAAUUAUAAUAGAUUUAACCAAACAUUAACUAUUCAUUUGCUUUUACGCAAGCAGAGUCUUCAUGGUUCUUGUACAGGGAAAACCAAAUGCAACUCUAAUCGAGUUACCAACUGUAGUCGUGUAUCUUUGCCAAUAUUUCUUAAAAUAUCAUGGGACAAAUAACGAUUCUUUUCUGCACCGUCUUUGAACAUCCACUUUCCUUCAAUAUCUCCUCUUGCUAUAAUUCCCCAAAUGUGUAUUAAAGCCGGUUUUGCAAAUUGUGGAUCAACAAUAUGUUUUGUCAAAGUAAACAGCAUAUCAAGGAAAGCAAGUUAUCUGUUGACAAUUGAACCAUGAGCAGAAUGCAGUAAUCCUCCUUUAGUUUUGAAAAUGAUGAAAUCAUAGCUAACAGAAUGCAGUCUAUCGAAAGAAUACUGUCAUUUAUUUGCGGUGAUUUAAUUAAUUAGUUAUUAAGCUAAAGUAUAAUUUUGCUAUGUUGCUGAAAUUAUGACAUCUGCCAUCUGCAAUUCACUUUUUCUUUUGCAAUUUAUUCAGUAAUUAUACAGUUACCUUGUAAGCUGCUAUAUCAUCAAGUUAUUUGAAAUUUAUCAGGCUCAGCAAAAGUGAAUGCAAAAUGUGGAAAUUUUAUUGGGACCUUGCCUCAUUCAGAUUUCAUUACUUCACAAACUCAGGUGGAAGAUUUUACAUCAGCCGGAAAAUUAGUUGACGGGUACUGACCAAGUCUUCAGCUCUUUGUAGAAUACACUUGGUGAAGUUUCAUUAUCAGCUACACAUUUUCUAAGGAGGAUUGUUCUAAAGACCAAAAAAAGACAAUUAUAGUCUCAGAAUAGAUGCUGGAUUAACCAAAUGCAAAUACUAGAAUUCCUGAUUAACAUCCAAGAUUGCUCUGAAAUAUGAACAGAUAGCAUUAAUCAUUAUUUCUUCUUGCAAAAAUGUGUUUGUGGGAGAAUUUUAUUUUUUAAAUGUAUUGACCUUGAAGGAAAUAAAGCACAAGUUCACCAGUGACUUUGGGUUUAAAGGAAAAAAGUAGUGGAAAGUUUGCAUUAGCUUAGUUUGUACUGUUUGAAGAACAAAGAGACUGGAAUCUGAAACAAUAUAAAAGAAAACGCUGGAAGAACUCAGCAGGUCAGGCAGCAUCUGUGGAGGCAACAAGUGUAAGUUGACUUUGUGGGUCAAAACCUUGCAUCAGGACCUGCAUAAUGUUUGUCAUGUUUGAUUUUGAAACAGAUGGGCUAACAGAGAAUUUUAAACUGAUAAAUGAUUACCAAAGGUUAUAAUGUAAAGGCAGUUCAAUAGUUUAAGGUAUCAAUCAACCAUGACUGAACUGAAUGGCUUGAGGCACCCGAAUGUCUGAAGAAGGGUUUCGGCCCGAAACGUGACCUAUUUCCUUCGCUCCAUAGAUGCUGCUGCACCCGCUGAGUUUCUGCAGCAUUUUUGUGUACCUCCGAAUGGCUUCAUCCAGUUCCUAAAAUUCCUAAAAGAGGGCACUGUUAAUUGUUGAUGGCAUUAGUGCAACCAGCUACAGACAAUAUUAAUGAAAUGCUUUAAAUUUUGAGUGUUUGUGAAAACAAGUGUCGAAUAAAAUGGGCACUGGCUAUGCAUUACAAUCCACAGGAAUAGCAGUGUGUGCUUCUUUGUUGCAUUUUUAGGUUGAUUAACUUAGAGCAAUGGAAUUAUAAAACACAGAAUACCAGAAUAUUAAAUAAGGAAAAAUAGUGUUAAUUUAGUGUAAGUGCCACUUUAAAAUGUUAACUAUGCAGUGACUGAAAAAACAAGACGAUGCAAUAAAUGAUGCAUGGCAACGCUGUAAUGAAUGUAAUGUAAUGAAUUGUAAAAAUCAACAGAUGGAAAACAAAUGUGGAAUUUUUGUGUACUUUCUGCAGUUUUCAGCUUGAGAUUAUUUAGAACACCAAUAAAAUCUGAUGAAA
Molecule: messenger RNA, 8600 nt
Organism: Leucoraja erinaceus (little skate)
Lineage: Eukaryota; Metazoa; Chordata; Chondrichthyes; Rajiformes; Rajidae
Product: catenin alpha-3-like
Exons: 18
Coding region: 192-2882 (896 amino acids)
Biological process (GO): cell-cell adhesion; cell migration
Cellular component (GO): fascia adherens; adherens junction
Molecular function (GO): beta-catenin binding; cadherin binding; actin filament binding
Source: RefSeq, a predicted model, not a curated record